Molecule: messenger RNA, 798 nt
Organism: Ostertagia ostertagi
Lineage: Eukaryota; Metazoa; Nematoda; Chromadorea; Rhabditida; Trichostrongylidae
Source: the annotation of a GenBank genome assembly
AUGUUUACUCCUCGCUCUUCGCUGUCGAUUCAGGGUGUUAAGAGGACCCGGACCGAGUCUCCGGGGACGAACGGGAGCGCCCUUUCUGAUGCUGUGAACCUCCUUGUCACUGACGACAAACUACCGGCGCACCUGAAAACAAUUCUUGUAGGGAGAAUUCACCUGUUACUAAAUCUUUUGCUCGUUCUGAUUUGCGUUCACCUUUUCAUUGUUGUGAGGAGAGAGAGACUAAGAUCCGUUGUUGUUAUUGGAAUUGAGGAGUCUAAGGACCCUUCUUCACUCAAUCGUAUUGCUCAUGAUGCGGAAUGUAUUCGUAAAUUGUUUGACUUCCUUUCUAUCGAUUGCACUCCAAUAACGUCCUAUAGAAUGGGUAAGCCAAAUGAAAAGUCCCCCCGGCUCAUCAAAGUUGUUCUUCCAAGUAGGUACUUUAGGCGUGUGCUCCUCGAAAGAGCCCCAAGACUGAAAACUUAUCAGACUGGGGGAGUUUAUAUACGUCCUUCGCUCCCCAAGGCUGAGAGGGAUCGUCUCAGGGCUAUUCGCGAGGAGAAGAAAAGGCUUGCUACUAUCACGUCAUCUAAUGAAGUUGAUGCCAAUGAUAUGACUGUUACGUCGCCCAUGAAUGUUUCCCCUCUGAAUGCUGUUGAUGUUCAUGAUGGAAUUGUCUCAUGCGACAGAAAAAGGAAAAAAGGUGGUGGGGUUCUUCUCUUGGUUAAGCAGUCUUUUUGUCCUACCCUCGUUUUCAGCGAAAGUGUGGCUGACGGUUAUGAGAUCGUUGCUGCCGAUUUUUUUUCACUUUAG